UGCAGGGAUACACGCAUCCGUCUCAGCUGCGCGCUCCUGUCCGGUCUCGGCGGCGUCAUCCAAGGGUUCCGCCACAGGCUUAACGGUCUUGAUGGGCUCGAUUUUCGGCUUCGAAACCGGCGCCGUCUUGUGCGUCGCCUUGUUCCGGAACAGCAAGUUCUUGAACCAACCGCCAGAGCUUGGAGCCUUGGGAGUCUCUUCUUCUUCUUCUUCGCGCUGCUCUGCUGCAGCCUCAAGGUCAUUCGUCUCGUCGCUCACAGUGGCAUUUUCCUCACCAUCAUCUGCCACCGUCUCCGCAACAGUAUCGACAAUGGCAGGCUCCCGCUCACCGCCACGAUCGUUCUGCGUGUCGGCCGCUUCGGCGACGGCUCCUACCUCCGCAGGCACCUCGGUAGCGACGUCCCUACUCUUCUCCGCCGGCACAGCAUCGAGUUCUUUAGCAACGGACAGCUCGUCCGUGUCAACUGCAGUCUCCUUCACUUCAGGUGAAGCGUCACCGGCCGGAGACGUCUCCAUCUCAGGCGCAACGGCGGCAGACUCAGGGUCUACGGUAGCAGCGUCCUCGCCCGCAACACCAGGCAGCUCACGAGUACUGUCUUCUGUGAAGGCAGGCUCUUCGGCGUCGGCAGCAGUCUGGAGAGUCUCCACCUCAGAAGCAGUGUUACCCGAUGGGACUGGCUCAGUGGCUGCAGGCUCGUCGAUAGCGGAGUCCUGAUCGGCAUCACCAUUAGCUUGGGGCUCUUCGUCAACUAUGGCAGUGUCAACCUCCUCCGAUGCAGCAUCUUCCUCAGACGCACCAUCAGCAACAGGUUCUGGAUCUGCGGCCACGAACUCUUCGCAAGCAGCAGUGGCGUCAGGCUCUUCAACUGCCUCCUCCGUUGUUGGCUCAGCCUCCGACUCCGUAGUAGCGACAGCCACCGCAUCAAACUCAUCAGUGAUGGACACGGCCGUGGCCUCGUCGGCCGUCUCGACCACAUCUACCGCCUCGUUUUCAAUGAUCUCCUCGGAAGCUGGUUCUUCCGUCGCAGCGACAGGCUCUUCCGAAGCAGAUUCCUCUGUACUCGUGUUGUCGGCCUCAUCUUCUUCAAAAACAGGGUUCUCAACGUCGGCAAAUUGCCGGGCAAUGGCUGACGUAGACUCAUCGACGACAGGCUCAGUUGCGAUGACAGUCUCUGCAGUGGUCUCCACGUCAACAAUUUCCUCGACUGGUAGCUCGUCCGAUGCAGACGCCGCCGUGACCUCCUCGACUUCUUUAGCUGUGGCCUCGUCAACCGAAAGCUGUUCCUCCGUCAGCGUGUCCACCAUGGAUUCAACGACAAGCUUGACGACAGUCUCGUUAUUGUUAAUGGCAUCAUCCACAGCAACCACUUCGUUCGACUCGAUCUCGUCGGUCGCCUCCUUCGCCACCGUCUCCGAGACAGGCAUAUCAGCCUCUUCACCUGCAGAUUCCUCGACGCAAGCCUCUUCAACGGGUUCGACUGUGGUCUGCUUCUCUUCGACGGUCUCCACUGCAGAUACAUCAGCAGUCUUGAUCGUCACUGACUCCCUAGCGGCGUCAUUCACAGCGCACUCCACAGCGGCUUCAUGGGCUUCGAGAGUCAGGGACUCACGUUGUUCAUCCGACGACGUGAUACUCAGGACUUCAUCCACUGUGGCAGCAACCAUAUCGUCGAUCACCUCUUCCUCGCUGUCGGUCAAUCUAGCGUCCUCAACUUCAGCAGUUUCGUCUUCGACUUCAACAUUCUUCUCCUCGACCUCACUUUGUAUCACUCCAGCGACUGCAGUUGCUGCGCACGCACCGAGCGCCAGAGUCGCGACGAUGUGAGGCAUGUCGGAGGUGACAUCGUUGACCACAGGCUGAACCUCGGUCCCCUUCUCCUGGUCCUCUUGGACAGCAGGACUUGUCGCUUCCUCCAGGUCGACAUCAAUAGCAAUUGGUGUGGCCUCCACUGUUUCGGUUAAAACCUCUUCCUCAGGAAGUUCCUGGUCGGCCUCGAUCUCAGCAACGUUGUCGGUGCUUUCCACGACGGCUUCUUCGUUUUUGGCCAGCGUUUCGGUCGCGUCAGCGUCGCCGUUGACGGAGACUACUGACUCGGUCACAGGAAAAGAAUUAAUGGUCUCCUCUAUAAACUCCACCUCAGCGACAACAACUGCAUCUUCUUCAGCAAUUGAAGACUCGACGACAUCGUCAGCUGCUGAAGCGGCUUCCUCGAGAGAUUCUUCAACUGCGUUAACAGCCACGUCAUUGUCCGAUGGAGCCACAUCGAUGUCCGGACUUGAAGAGCUCAUUUGAGCCACUGCCACUGCACCAGCGGCGACACAGGCACCAGCUGCAAGCGAGGCUACAAUAGCCGGCAUGUCCGAAGCAACAUUACUGCUCGGCUCCGACACCGUAGCAGGAUCUUCGACUUCGACCUCGGUCACCGACGCUUUCUCAAUGACUGCUUCUUCCUUUUCAGGCUCCGUCUCAGCCACUUCAGCAGGAAUCUCUUGGGCAGUCUCGAUCUCCGGCCCCGAUACCUCUUCGACGAGUUCCUCGGUCUCCAUAGACUCUACUUCAGUGACAGCUUCCUCAUCAGAGGUAUCAACAUUGGCACUAUCCUCUGCCGUCUCAGUUCCAGUCAUUUCCAUCUCGCCAUCCUCGACCUCGUCAGCAACGUCAAGUUCGGCAAUUCCAGCAGCGAAUACCUUGUCGUCCUCCUCGACAGUCUUGUCAUCGUGCUGUUCAGCGAUCGGCUCGACCCCAGCGGUAUCGUCCGCCUCAGUGUUCGCAGUCCCAUCAGAAUCAAGGUCUUCGGUCGAAGUUUCAGCCAACUCAAUCGAUUCCUGCCCCGCAACAACCUCUUCAGUGAUCUCUUCAACCACAGCUUGUACGACACUGUGCGCUUCAACUGUCUCCGCUUCGAUCUCCUCAGUGGCAGUCUCGGUCUCCGGUACUGGCAUGUCUGGUACGACAGGCUCCUCAAUCGCAGCAGCAAUCACGUUCUCCACCACCUCGGCGACGAAUUUCUCGGAUACGAUGUGGAUGGUCUCAUCAAUUGGGAUGGCCUCUUCAACGGGUUCUUCUUCCUCGUUCGACUUGGGCUCAGCAACAUCCGCGGGCGGCUCGACAGCAACCACUUCAACAUGUUCAACCUCAAUGUCCUCCAUGGCCACUACAGUCUCCACAGCAUGCUCUUCUUCAGCCGUCUCAUCGCCACCCACUUGCUCAACGACCUCCUCCAUCAAAUCAGCAUCUGCGGAGAUGCCAUUGUCACCCUCAAUCUCCGUCGCUCCGGUUUCCUCCACGCCUUCCACCUCUUCCCCAUUACUGCCGCCUCGUGCAAGCACUGCAGCUCCAGCAGCCAGAGCAACCGCGCUUCCAACCGCUACGGCUUCAACCGGAACCUCUUGCUUCUCCGUCUCAAUAGCAGCAGCAUCGGAGGUCACCACUUCAACCUCCUCGACUACGUCUGCUGUCUUUGUUUCAUCGACGAGCUUGACGGUCUCCUCAUCCUGAACUACCACGUCUUCGAUCUGGUUCAGCAUCUCAUACAGCGUCGUGACCACUUCCAACUCGUCCGCCUAAUGCUGUCACUCCUGCCACCUCGUCGCUGAAGCUG
Phytophthora nicotianae INRA-310 is the source of this 3602-nucleotide messenger RNA. RefSeq lists its product as hypothetical. The record is from RefSeq and is a predicted model, not a curated record. Lineage: Eukaryota; Oomycota; Peronosporomycetes; Peronosporales; Peronosporaceae. The transcript is spliced from 2 exons. Bases 2357 to 3499 code for a protein of 380 amino acids.